Molecule: messenger RNA, 1139 nt
Organism: Lotus japonicus
Lineage: Eukaryota; Viridiplantae; Streptophyta; Magnoliopsida; Fabales; Fabaceae
Product: ribonucleoside-diphosphate reductase small chain-like
Exons: 1
Coding region: 36-1034 (332 amino acids)
Biological process (GO): deoxyribonucleotide biosynthetic process
Molecular function (GO): oxidoreductase activity
Source: RefSeq, a predicted model, not a curated record
CCAAUCAAUUCAUCUUCACUUUCCCUUUGUUCAAAAUGUCAUCCAUUCCAGAAGAACCCCUUCUAGCUCCGAACCCAGAGCGUUUUUGCAUGUUCCCAAUCCAAUACCCUCAGAUAUGGGAAAUGUACAAGAAAGCCGAAGCUUCAUUCUGGACCGCUGAGGAGGUCGACCUCUCCGACGACCUCCGCCACUGGAACUCCCUGACCGACGACGAGCGCCACUUUAUCACCCACGUCCUGGCUUUCUUUGCCGCUUCUGACGGCAUUGUCAUUGAAAACCUCGCCGGAAGGUUCAUGAAGGAAGUCCAAUCCGCUGAGGCGCGCGCCUUCUACGGAUUCCAGAUCGCCAUUGAGAACAUCCACUCGGAAAUGUACAGUUUGCUCUUAGAAACCUACAUUAAGGACUCCGCGGAGAAGAGCAGACUCUUCCGUGCAAUCGAAACUGUUCCUUGCGUAAGGAAGAAAGCCGAGUGGGCCCUGAAAUGGAUCCACUCGACAGAUACUUUCUUCGCGGAACGGCUUGUCGCGUUCGCGUGUGUGGAAGGAAUCUUCUUCUCCGGGAGCUUCUGCGCCAUCUUCUGGCUGAAGAAGCGCGGCCUCAUGCCGGGGCUAACAUUCUCCAACGAGCUGAUCUCCCGUGACGAGGGGCUCCACUGCGACUUCGCGUGUCUGAUGUACUCCCUCCUGAGGACCAAGCUCACCGAGGAGCGCAUGGUGGGGAUUGUGCAUGACGCGGUGGAGAUCGAGAGGGAGUUUGUGUGCGACGCGCUUCCAUGCGCGUUGGUUGGGAUGAACGGCGAGCUAAUGAGUCAGUACAUUGAGUUUGUUGCGGAUCGGUUGCUGGGAGUGCUUGGGUGCGGGAAGGUGUAUGGGGUGCAGAACCCUUUUGAUUGGAUGGAGCUGAUUUCGUUGCAGGGGAAAACUAACUUUUUUGAUAAGCGAGUUGGAGAGUACCAUAAGGCUUCUGUGAUGUCUAGUUUGAACCGCGGCAACGGUGGUGGCGCGUACGUGUUCACCAAGGAUGAGGACUUCUAAUAGUUUGAUAAUCAUCAUAACAUACAUUACCUUGUUAAUGUUACUGGGUUCGGUUCUAUUGUAUUUACAUUCUAUUCUAUACGGUUCUAUUGUAUUUACAUUCUA